Messenger RNA from Trichoderma virens Gv29-8, 477 nucleotides. RefSeq lists its product as uncharacterized. The transcript is spliced from 5 exons. NCBI's taxonomy places the organism in Eukaryota, Fungi, Ascomycota, Sordariomycetes, Hypocreales, Hypocreaceae. The record is from RefSeq and is a predicted model, not a curated record. Bases 1 to 477 code for a protein of 158 amino acids.
AUGACUUUUGCAUGUAGGAUGGACCGCGCCUCCUCUAUAGAUUUGACUUCAGCACGAACGAAGCGCACUCCUCUUUUGUCGAGAAGCGCCUUGAUCCAGGGGAGCUCCUUGGACGGCAAGCGGCAACAUUUAGGGACCAAGCGCUUGUAUCAGAUGCCAAUAAAAUUUGAAUGCUUCGGUCUGAGGAUCAUGUCCUUUGCUAUCAGGGUAUACUACGGUUGUAUUCAUAUAUACGGUCACACUUACAACAAGCGCAGUUCAAAAGGGGAGUGGAGCACUCUCUGUAUUGAGGGCAUCCAAAAACUGGCAACACCCAAAAACCGGCAGCGCCCGCUCACGACGAAUCUGUGGCAGCAUCCGGUUCCGGGGAGUUCUGAUCGAACCGGCCCGGGGCUGCGCCUUGUCGUUGACGAGGGGUGGCAGCAGCCACAGCAGCCUAAUGCAACCACAACCAGUGGAAUGCCGCGGGCGAUGUGA